AUGGAUGAAGAUUAUAAAGAAUUAGACUUUUCUAUUGAUCUUCCAAAAUCAAGUUUAAUACUGAAAAUGGAAGAAAAGAAAAAAAAUAAUGGAGAUUCUGAGCGAAGCAAGCUUAGUUUUGAUAAAUUUAAAGAGACAAUUGAAGAAAUUUCGAAUUUAAAUACAAAUCCACUUAAUUUAGAAUAUAGACGAAUGAUGCUCACUAGGAUCCAACUAAUUGGUAGUAGUUUUCCUGAGAUCAAUGAGGAAAUUUUGAUUUAUCUUGAAAACUCUGAUUUUUUAGAAAUAGUAUUGUAUUUUAUAGACAAUUACGAACUCACUAAAGAAGUGGAAGAUAAAGAUGAUGAUUUUGGAAUACUCGCUGCAUCUUGCAUUUUCGUUAUUUAUAAAUGUCUAAUGUCAAGCGAUCAACUAUCAACAAAGAUUAUGAAUUUAGGCUACUUUGACAUAAUCGAAAAAGCUAUAUAUCAAGUUCCAUUACAUUUAAAAAUUUAUCUGCUUGAAUGCACAAAUUACAUGUAUAAAAAGGAGGAACUAAACGGGGAACAGAUACAAGGAGAAAAAUUAUUACCAGUUAUGAAGCUUUGCUUGAUUUCUGAAGAUAUUGAAUUGAGUAUUACUACAGCUUCACUUCUCAGUAAUAUGUGCAGACAUUUUACUAAAUUUUCUGAUGAAUGCCAAGAGUUACUUUUCAAUCUGAUUGCUAUUUGCUUUUCAAGAGAAGAUAACAGUUUACUUAUAUUUGUAGGCGAUGCAUUAAGCCGCAUUUUACAUUUAAUAAUAGGGCAUCCAAUUCGAUCAAUUAUUGAUAUGAGUUUAGACUUUGCUUGGAGAGCAAUUCAAAUUGAAAAUGAAGAUAUUCAACUUUAUGCACUUAAAUGUGCAACAGAACUUCUGCUACACAAAGAAAUCGAAAACAUAUUCAGAAUUAUUAGUAUUGAAGAUGCUGCAUCAUUUUUAAAUUCAUUUACAGAAAUUUUGGUUAAACAAUCCAUCGCAUUCUUCUUUUGUUUAAUGGAUGAAUAUUCAGAUCUUAUUGACGAUGUAAUAACAUCAACAGUUCCUUCGAGAAUUUUAUCUUUAAUGGAAUUUGCUCCUUGUAAGGUGAAAGACUUAGCUUUUAGAUAUUUCUUCUGUCCAAUAUAUAGAAAACCAAGUUUGAGACUUGAUUCACUUAUAAAUGUGCAAUAUUUGGAAAGAUUCUUCGAAAUGAUACCAAAUUGUCAUGGAACUUCCGUUUAUAUUGAUUGCUUAGAGACACUAAUUCAAUAUCCCAUGUUUAUUGAAAUAAUAAACCAAAUUGACGGCGUUGAUACUCUCGAAGAGGUUUAUGACAAAAUUGACGGCGAUGAAGCUGAUAGAUUGAAUCUUUUGCUCGAUAAAAUUGCAGAACUGCAAAAAGAUGAUUGA
Molecule: messenger RNA, 1410 nt
Organism: Trichomonas vaginalis G3
Lineage: Eukaryota; Parabasalia; Trichomonadida; Trichomonadidae
Product: armadillo (ARM) repeat-containing protein family
Exons: 1
Coding region: 1-1410 (469 amino acids)
Source: RefSeq, a predicted model, not a curated record